Miscanthus lutarioriparius is the source of this 2766-nucleotide messenger RNA. Lineage: Eukaryota; Viridiplantae; Streptophyta; Magnoliopsida; Poales; Poaceae. The record is from the annotation of a GenBank genome assembly.
AUGGAGGCUGCCCUGGUGAGUGGAUUCAUCAAAAUUAUUGUGCCAAGGCUGUUUUCUCUCUCAAGUGAGAAGUACAAGCUGCACAAGAGCGUCAAGGGUAAUGUCGAAUUCCUGCAGCAUGAGCUUGAGAUGAUUGCUAGAACUAUUGAUGACCAGAUCUCCAGGGGAGAGCAUCUUAGCUCAGCUCGAACUCAGUGGAUCCAGGAGCUGCGUCAACUGGCCUAUGAGAUUGAGGACUGCAUAGACCGCUACGUGUAUCGUCUGACCUACAAGCAGCAAGCAUCGUCCAUCCGUCGGGCCACCAUGGUACUCGCCAGCUUGCAGUUCGCCGACGAGAUCCGGAAGCUCCGGGACAAAGUCAAGGAACCAUACGAGCGCAUACGGAGGUACACAUCCGACUCCCAGUGGUCUACUCCGGUUGAGCCGCCAGCGCCUGCGUAUGAUCCGCACACCAAGAAGGCCGACCUCGUCGGAAUCGACGUGCCGCAAGAGGAGCUCUUGGAGCUCCUGGAAGAUGACGAGGUUGAAUGGAGGAGGAAGGUUAUCUCCAUCGUUGGGUUCAAUGGGGUAGGCAAGACCGUUCUUGCUGAGCAGGUGUAUGAAAACGAUGCUGCUAACCAGUUCAGUCCGAAGGCUUGGAUUGAUGCACAGGAGAAGGAUGCCAAGGAUGUUCUGUUAUCCCUUCACUCAAGUCUUGGUCUUCACAAUGAACCACAGGGUACCAGCAACGUCAAGCUCCUAAGCUCAAAACUUGAAGGAUACUUGCAAGAUAAGAGGUACCUUAUUGUGAUUGAUGACAUGAGGACUGAACUCUGGAGUACUAUAGGAUCAGCCUUCCCUGAUAACAAGGGUCUCAGUUGCAGAAUAAUAGUGACAACGCCUAUUCAGUCAAUAGCUUAUGCCUGCAGCUCUGAAGACCUCUAUAUCUACAAAAUGAGAGGACUUGAUAAGAAACAUUCAGCACAACUGUUCAAGAGGAAAGGGACAAAAGUUGAACUCGAACAAACACAGAUUUUGAAGAAAUGUGAUGGUCUACCACUUGCCCUAGUUAGCAUAGCACAGUUCAUGUCCAAAAAGUGUGUGCCAAAUGGAACAAGCUGUAAAGAUGUGUGCAACAGGCUAGGCUACUAUUUGGAGAUGGACAAAGAUACCUUGGCAAGAAUGCAAGGGGUGCUAGCAAAGAACUAUGCAAGCCUACAUGGACAUGAGCUCAAAGCAUGUUUGCUAUAUUUGGGUUUGUUCCCAAGUGAGCAUCCAAUCAGGAAGAAGAGGUUGUUAAGGCGUUGGUUAGCUGAAGGCCUUGUAGAAACACAAGACCUCGCAGUGAUGAAUUUUCAGGAAUUCAUAGACCGGAAUAUCACCAGGCCCAUUGAUGUGAGCUACAAUGAAAAGGUGAAGGCAUGCAGAACUUGUGGAAUAAUGCUCGAGUGGAUUAGACUCAAGUCCGUCUCUCAAGAUUUCAUUACCCUAUGUUGUGACGGCAUAGUAAAGUUGCUCUGUGAUCAGGGGGCGCAACCUAAAUGUGUCCGUCGGCUCUGUCUCCAUCGUGGUGGUACAGCCCAUGUGAGUUUUGGUAAUGUAUCACUUGUCCGUUCGCUGACGAUCUUCAACGAGGCAGAUGAAACUUUGGUGGAUUUUGGGAACUGUCAGCUACUACGUGUUUUAGAUCUUGAAGAAUGCAACAAUUUGAGUGAAGAAAAACUCAGAGGAAUUUGCAACUUGCUGCUGCUGAAGUACCUUAGCCUGGGAGGAACAAUUACAAAACUUCCAAGAGAGAUUGCAAAUCUGGAAUUUUUGCAGACACUCGACAUAAGGAGAACAAAUGUCAGAACACUGCCCAUAGACGUCAUGUCGCUUCCCUUUCUCGUCCAUCUGCUUGGAAAAUUUAGGCUCACUGGGAAAAGCAACUUGCAGACAUUGGCAGGAUUUAUCGUUGGUGAAAGUGAAGGAUUUCUGCAGCUACUGAGUCAUAUGAACAAUCUGCGAAAGAUCAAAGCAUGGUGUGAGUCUAUUUCCGGCAGCAAUGGCACAGUUCAUCUUGUGGAGCCUGUUCAAAAGUACAUCCAAGAUAACGAUGAGGAGGAGCAAACUAACCAGGAUGACCGCUCCAUGUCACUUCAUUUUAAGGUUUCCUCUUUGGACUUCCAUUCUUUGAAAGGCCCCUGCUAUCUUAGCUCACUGAAAUUGCAUGGCAUGUUAGGGACGGCAUUGCCUCCGUUUGUUUCAUUAUUGCGUGGUCUCCGUGAGUUGUGCCUUUCAACAAGCACCCUGACAGCAGAUAUCCUGGCUACAGUGAGCAAAUUAUGCUACUUGCAAUAUCUCAAGCUGAUUGCAGACCAGAUUGAAGAAUUCUUCAUAGAAGCAGGGGCAUUCCCGAAGCUGCUGCGCCUGUGCCUUGUGCUUCAACAUCCGACCAAUAAUAUCCUGGUAAUCAAUGAGGGCGCUCUAUCAAAGCUUGUCGCACUUCAGCUGCUUUUUGAAGGUCUAAAUGGUCCUUCUGGCAUCAAUAUUGCACACCUGAAAUCCCUUAAGGAAGUUACACUUCAUCCUGAUCAAACUAUAAAACUGGAUCAAUGGCAACAAGCAGCUAGGGAUCAUCCGAACAGGCUCAAUGUUGAACUUAUGGGCACCAUUGAUCCAAUGGAUAUUGAUGCUGCAGAGAAUUCUCCUCUGCAAGAUGAGAAAUCAACUCCUGAGAACGUCACACAAAGGCCACUUCAGGAUCAUUCCAGUUCAUCUACCAGACUCAAAGUAAUGAUGACGUGA